Dama dama (fallow deer) is the source of this 1819-nucleotide messenger RNA. It is a transcript of the gene TPPP2, whose product is annotated as tubulin polymerization promoting protein family member 2. Gene Ontology annotation, molecular function: tubulin binding. The record is from RefSeq and is a predicted model, not a curated record. The coding region runs from base 1098 to 1718 and encodes 206 amino acids. Lineage: Eukaryota; Metazoa; Chordata; Mammalia; Artiodactyla; Cervidae. Gene Ontology annotation, biological process: microtubule bundle formation; microtubule polymerization; positive regulation of protein polymerization. Gene Ontology annotation, cellular component: microtubule. The transcript is spliced from 5 exons.
GGUAAACAGGCACAGGGGUGGAGUUAACUCUGUGGAAGUGGGGUGGGGGGUUAGGGAGGACGCAGUGUCCCGGGCUGGGACCCAAGAGACCCUGUGGCUUCAGUGCUAACCCCUUCUACUCUGGCUCAGAGAAGGAGGGAGAGGCCAGCUCAGCCCAGCCCAGGCGAUGGUUUCUCAGGGACUGCUGCUGUCUCUCAGGGCCUGGGUGGGUGUGAUGGCCUGGAUCCCUCAAUCACCCUGCUCUCUCCCCACCCAUAUGCACCCUCCCUGUGCCCCUCAGGGAAAAGUCACCCAGAAUGUGAUAGUUAAGAGGCUAAAGGGAUUCAAAGUUGUCUUUCCUUUCCCACAAAAGGAAACAGACUGGAUUUCUCCCCACCUACACCCUUUCCAGGUUCCCUUCCCCCAGAGGUCCCCACCCCAUCCUCCUUCAGCCUGGUUCCUGAGUUGCCAUUUCAGGGGCUGGGCACCAGGCCAGUUGGGAACAAUGGCCAAUGGAACUGGAGCUGCCAACUGCAACACCAGCUCAGACUGCCCCCCCAAGACCCCUAAAUUGCCUUCCCCCUCCUGCCUGGGAACCACCCCCCACAACCACCCUCACCACCCCCUCCCAUCCAAGGAACAUCAAUGCCCCUUUCAUCCCCACUUGGCAGGGUCUAUUGGAAAGGAGGGGCCAAGAGGGAGGAGGUGACCCAGAGUAGAUCCCGACUAAUCAAAUCCAGCUUUUAACAACCCCAAACCUAAAGGAUUCCCUCUAGAUCCCCCAAUUUGGGGCACCCAAGUUUUCCUCCAUUCCCUUCCCCGUUCCCUUGAUAACCAUUUACCCAGAAACUGACACAGAAGCUGGGCACCCUGGCUCCUUGCCUAGUCCCCUCUCCCCUCUGAAUGCCAGUUUAACACUCUCCUGGACAAGGAAAAGCCUGCUGGAACUGGGACCAUAGAUAAAAAUGCAUAGGACAGAAGAGAGCUCUCCCAGCCCAGCUGGAACUGGGAGAGAAAAGAGAGCCUGCAGUGAGAAACUCUGCCUGCUGCCUCCUCUGAUGUAUCUAAAUGGGAGAUCAGAGACUUCCAUUCCCAAAUGAUGAUUUUAGAAUCCCCUGAUGGAGCCCAACUGUGAAUUCAGCAAAUACUUUCAGUCCUCCCCUCCCCUCCUCCCUCACCCCCAAGUCUCCCCCCUUACUGUCCUCCCCCACCUCCAAUUGACCAUGGCAUCAGAAGCAGAAAGAACAUUCCAGCGGUUUGCUGUCUUUGGAGAAUCAUCAAGCAGUGGCACUGAAAUGAACAACAAGAACUUCUCCAAGCUGUGCAAAGACUGUGGCAUCAUGGAUGGCAAGAUGGUCACCUCCACUGAUGUGGACAUCGUUUUCAGCAAAGUCAAGGCCAAGAAUGCCCGAACCAUCACAUUCCAACAGUUCCAGGAAGCGAUGAAGGAACUGGGCCAGAAGCGAUUCAAGGGCAAAAGCCCGGAUGAAGCCCUGGAGAACAUUUACAAGCUCAUGGAGGGCAAGGACCCAGCUACCACCGGUGUUACUAAAGCGACCACGGUGGGCGGGGUGAGCCGGCUGACAGACACCAGCAAGUACACUGGCACCCACAAGGAGCGAUUUGACGAGAGUGGCAAGGGGAAAGGCAUCGCGGGACGGGAAGACGUGACUGACAACUCAGGCUACGUGAGUGGCUACAAGGGUGCUGGCACGUAUGAUAAGAAGGGCAGCAACUAGGGAGUAGCCGGAGUAGCCUCAUCUUUGCCUGUUGGCCCUUGACCUGCAUCUUGAACACCAGGGAGCUUGAGGGGGGACAAUAAACAUCUGUGUGUGCAGCA